CCUCCCCAGGAAGGACACCGGAGAUCACUGAGAAGUGGUCGAACAAGUGACUGAAACACUGUGGUUCAUUAGGCUACGCCCCAGCAGUGUAAAGGAGCGACUGUGAAAACGAAGUGUGCUGUUUUUUAUCGGAGCACUUCACAGAAUUCACGGGGCUAACUGUGCGUCCUUAAUGCGUCGUGAACAAUUUCAUAGGAAUAGAUAGGACGCCAUCUUUGAAGCCCUUAUCCAGUUUGGUAGUAGUUUACCGCUGCAUUCAUGUCGGGUUGGAAUUGUCGGAAAAUUUAGUUGCAUAUCUGGAAACUGUUAAAAAUAAUAAUAAUAAUAAAAGAUAGCUGACCAUGUAUCUGACUUUCUGACCAAGUUGACUUCAUGUUACUCUGAAAAUGACGGACGAAAUGAAGCACUGUAUUUAAAUUGUAAAUUACGUUUUGCUUAUUUAAUUUUUUAAUUUAUUUAAUAUUUACUUUACUAACACAUUAAAUGUAAGGUAUUACAUCAUAUCAUAACACAUGUACGUUUUCAUCUAUAAAACACACCAUAUCAAUUUAUUACAUUACGACAUAUAGUUCAAAUAUAUGCUACGUCGUUGAUAGAGCGACCUUCAAAACUCGGAAUUCCGAGAAUCCGAGGAGUACAUGAACAGAGCGCUGCAUCCACGGAUUGAGCGACAAAGCAGGAAGUAGGCAUGAAAUAGCACGGUAGCGAUGCACACGCGUCACACCUCGUACUUUUUAGAAGUUUAUUUAAACACAUUUCAGCCACUCAUUUUUAGUACAUAUGAGUUUGUCAAAGCUUGAGCUGUGUUGAUAAAUGUAUACGUGUUUGUUUUCCUCGUAAAGACCGGUUAAACGCAAAGCGCAGAUAACUUUCUCCAUCACAGUACGUAAUGAAACAGAUCGGCAACCCUUUUCUGAAACGUAACGCCGCACGCACUCUGUCGCAAUGCAGUUAACGUCUCCCUCCAACGGUUUACGUUAGUCAUCGCGAUGAGGGACAAGGCUGCGGGGUUUCGUGUUACUUUCUACUUGAAUGUGUCUGUUACAGACUGACAUCUACCGUGUUGGAGGAUGGAUCCUGUCGUCUUGAGCUUCAAGGACAGCCUGUUGCGGCGCUCUGAUGUGUCCUUACUCGAGGGACCUUAUUGGCUCAAUGACCAAGUCAUUGGUUUUGCUUUUGAAUAUUUCGCUGCUGAACGCUUCGGAGUCCUGGGAGACACCAUCACCUUCAUCAGCCCAGAGGUCACCCAGUUCAUCAAGUGUGCAUCCUGCUCCGAUGAGUUAGCCCUUUUUCUGGAGCCACUGGAUCUCGCUGCUCGCCACUGGGUCUUUCUCGCUGUUAACGACAACUCUAAUCAGACUGCUGGAGGGUCCCACUGGAGCCUCUUGGUCUAUCAUCACAAGUCCAACCACUUUUCCCAUUAUGACUCUCAAAACGGCAGCAAUUCUCUGCACGCACGGCGUAUCGCGAGCCAGCUCGAGCCUUUUCUGGGUGCAGGGAGAAAAGCUGAGUUUGUGGAGGAGCCCUGCCCGUCGCAGAAGAACAGUUAUGACUGUGGGAUGUAUGUUAUCUGUAUCGCCGAGGCCUUAUGUGAGAAGGUUAGAGUGGAGGGCUCACCACGCCUUCCUGUGCAGAUCAUCACUCCGGCCUACAUCACCCAGAAGAGGACUGAAUGGUGCAGACUGAUCCAGAGUCGAGCUCAGACUGAUCUCUGCUGCGCUCUGUCUUUUCCUUAGCACGUUGAUAUCUCCUCUUUUUAUGCAGUACAUAUCUACUCCUGAAGCAUCCGAAUGCACUCGUUGUAUACAACAUAACCAUACUGGAUGAAGUUUAUUUCUAUUACAGCCGACUGCAAAACAUUAAAAGCUUGAAAAGAUAAAGCAAUGUGGAACCUCUGAUGAGUAACUGAUUAUUUGGUGUCAUGUUUAUUCCUUGUAUUCGCACAGUAAAAUACAACAUUUAAACAAGAACACCAGCAUGCCUGAAAAAGGAAUGGACUCCCUUGUUCAUAUUUAGUGAGAAUAGAAAAUAUGUCAUUUUGUGGAGGAGGACGCACAGACUUUCCUUUUCUCUAUUCUAUCAGUUUGGAGCGAAUGUAGAAAUGUUUACACAGACAAUUGCUCAGGGUCAUUUGAAAUGAACUAGAAUUGACAAUAAGAAUGUGCAUCUUAACUUUGGCUCCUGCUUUAUUUCAGAUCUGAUGAAAUUCUGUUUCUCACUUUGAGCUUGAGUUUUGUGUCUACAAAUGCAAACCUUUUUCCUGCUGUACGAGGGUGAAACAUUCCCUGUGUGCUGUGAGUGUCGUUCUGACAAAGGGCAAUGCCGAGCACUGGAAUCUAUGUUUUGUUCUCAAAAGGAGAAAGUAUUGAACUCAUCGUCUUCUGCUAAUAAAAACUUACUGUCACAUUUUUGGUGACCAAAGUU
Labrus bergylta (ballan wrasse) is the source of this 2424-nucleotide messenger RNA. RefSeq names its product SUMO peptidase family member, NEDD8 specific (gene senp8). The record is from RefSeq and is a predicted model, not a curated record. Gene Ontology annotation, molecular function: cysteine-type peptidase activity; deNEDDylase activity. Gene Ontology annotation, biological process: proteolysis; protein deneddylation. Lineage: Eukaryota; Metazoa; Chordata; Actinopteri; Labriformes; Labridae.